Molecule: messenger RNA, 1410 nt
Organism: Acytostelium subglobosum LB1
Lineage: Eukaryota; Evosea; Eumycetozoa; Acytosteliales; Acytosteliaceae
Exons: 4
Biological process (GO): glycoside catabolic process; fucose metabolic process
Cellular component (GO): lysosome
Molecular function (GO): alpha-L-fucosidase activity
Source: RefSeq, a predicted model, not a curated record
AUGAAUAGACAUUCUAUAACAGCUUUGAUGUUGCUUGUGGCCAUCUCUGUUGCCCACAGCCAAACAUACACCUCCAACUGGACUAGUAUCAACUCUAGACCCAACCCAGCUUGGUAUGAUGAAGCCAAGUUUGGAAUCUUCAUUCAUUGGGGAGUCUACUCUGUGCCUCACUAUGCUGAUUUAACUGAUGGAGCAGAGUGGUACUGGUACUGUGUCUACAACCCAGAUAUGGACGGUGGACUGACUGCCGCCUACCAUAACAAGACCUACGGUCCUGGCUACCCCUACCAGAACUUUGCACCAUACUUCAAAGCCUCCAUGUGGAACCCAGAUGAUUGGGCCAACCUCUUUGUGCAGUCUGGCGCAAAGUACGUCGUGCUCACCUCCAAGCAUCAUGAGGGCUACACCUUGUGGGACAGUCCACAGGCCUGGGGCUGGAACUCUGUCGACAUUGGCCCUGGCAUGGACCUGGUCGGAAUGCUGACCAAGUCAGUCAAGAAUGCAGGACUCAAGAUGGGACUAUACCACUCGCUCUACGAAUGGUUCAACCCAUUGUAUCUAGCUGACAAGGCAUCUGGAUCUCCACCAUUGACCGAUGACUACGUCGUUGAGGUGCUCCAGCCACAGCUGCGUGAUAUCGUCAACAGGUAUGAGCCAUCCGUUGUCUGGGCCGAUGGUGAAUGGGAGCAACUGUCCGAAUACUGGGAGAGCACAGACUUCAUCUCAUGGCUCUACAGCAACAGCAGUGUAAAGGAUGAUGUUGUCGUCAAUGACAGAUGGGGAAGUGAGACAAGAGGUGUCGACGGUGGUUUCUACACAGGAGGAGACAGGUAUAACCCUUUGAAGCUCAUUGGCCACAAGUGGGAGAACUGCUACACCAUUGGAUCUUCAUGGGGCUAUGAUGCCAAUGAGGACCUUGCCGCAAUGCAGAAUAUCAGCUCACUUCUUUGGGAGCUGGCUUCAACUGUCAGCUGUGGAGGCAAUCUCCUCUUGGACGUUGGUCCAACCGAGGAUGGUUUGAUUCCAUGGAUCAUGCAAGAGAGACUACUUCAGAUGGGUCAGUGGUUGAGCUACAGUGGAGAUGCUAUCUACAAGUCAUCACCUUGGAGAAUCCAGAAUGAUACUGAGGCCAUGACAACUUGGUACACAGUCCAGAACACAACGGGUGUGGUCUAUGCCAUGGUGUUUGGUUGGCCAGAGGACAAUGUAUUGAUUCUGGAGACACCAAUCACCACCAAGGAGACAGAGGUUGCAAUGUUGGGAUGCACCAACGCCGCCAGCCAAUGUAACAAACUCAAGUUCACCGGUAAUGGACCAACCAGAGCUGGUAUCAAGAUUCAACUGCCACUACUCAACCCAAUUCAGUAUCCUCCAUUUGGAGUCUACACAUUCGCUCUAUCCAACAUCCAC